GGGAGCGGCCCCGGGAGGCUGCGGGAGGCGCCGCGGACAUGCCCGGGCGGCCCCGGGGACGCCCGCAGUAGUCCUCGCUGUCGGCGGCGCUGGGCGGGGAGCGGCGGGCGAGCUGCCCCCUCCUCCUCCUUCCCCCCUCCUCCUCCUCCUCCCCAUGGAGGGGCCGUACGCGCUGGGGGUGAGCGUGUUCUCGGACCAGGGCGGCAGGAAAUACAUGGAGGACGUGACCCACAUCGUGGUGGAGCCCGAGCCGCCGCCAGGGCCGCACAAAGGCGGAGCGGCGCCCGCAGGCCCCGGCGCCGCCGAGCCCCCGGCCGAGGGCGGGCGGCGCCGGGGGGGGACCCCGCGGGCGGCCGAGGACGGCGCGCAGCCCCCCGGCAGCGGCCCCGGGCGGCGGCCCCGCCGCUCCGUCGCCUUCUUCGCCGUGUGCGACGGGCACGGCGGGCGGGAGGCGGCCCAGUUCGCCCGGGAGAACCUGUGGGGCUUCAUCAAGAAGCAGAAGGGCUUCGGCUCGGCCGAGCCGGCCGAGGUGUGCGCGGCCCUGCGCAAGGGCUUCAUCGCCUGCCACCGCGCCAUGUGGAAAAAGCUGCCAGAGUGGCCCAAGACCAUGACGGGGCUGCCCAGCACGUCGGGCACGACGGCGAGCGUGGUGAUCAUCCGAGGCUCCAAGAUGUACGUGGCACACGUGGGCGACUCGGGGGUGGUGCUGGGGGUCCAGGAUGACCCCAAGGACGACUUUGUGAGAGCUGUGGAGGUCACACAGGACCACAAGCCGGAGCUGCCCAAGGAGAGGGAGAGAAUCGAAGGCCUGGGGGGCAGCGUGAUCAACAAGUCCGGAGUGAACCGCGUGGUGUGGAAGAGGCCCCGGCUGAGCCACAACGGCCCCGUGCGCCGCAGCACCGUCAUCGACCAGAUCCCCUUCCUGGCCGUGGCCAGAGCGCUGGGUGAUCUCUGGAGCUACGACUUCUACAGCGGGGAGUUCGUGGUGUCCCCCGAGCCCGACACGAGCGUUCACACCCUCGACCCCCAGAAGCACAGAUACAUCAUCCUGGGCUCUGACGGGCUCUGGAACAUGAUCCCCCCCCAGGAUGCCAUCUCCAUGUGCCAGGAUCACGAGGAGAAGAAGUACUUCAUGCAGGGAGAGCACCGGCAGUCGUGUGCCAAGAUGCUGGUGAGCCGCGCCCUGGGCCGCUGGAGGCAGCGGAUGCUGCGGGCGGACAACACGAGCGCCAUCGUCAUCUGCAUCUCCCCCCUGCGGGACGGCCCCAGCCCCUGGGAGCAGCAGGAGGAGGAGCUGUACCUCAACCUGGCAGAGGGGCCCUCCUACAGCAGCCCUGACCUCAGCAGCACGAGCCCCUCCCGCUGCUGCACCCCCCCUGUCAAGCUGUCGGAAGAUGAGCCGCGGCUGAGCGCGGAGCCGGUCCCUGCCCUGCUGCGCAGCACGGGGCUCCCAGACAAGCACCCGGAGCUGCCACCCGAGGUUGCCAAGAGCAGCACCGUCCCUGGAGGAGCCCCGAGGGACGCGGGCCCGCAGGAGGAGAAGUGCAGCAAAGCGCUGGCUCUUCGGAUCCAGGAACCCUACCAGGCCGUCAGCCUGGCCCCUUCCCACUCCGCCAACUCAGGCACGGACCAAAAAGGCUUCAAGGUGUCCCCCGCUGGCCCCACCAAAGCGCAGGAGGCGGAGAAAACGCCCGCGGCGAACUUUAAAAGGACCUUGGAGGAGUCCAACUCGGGCCCGGCGCUGAAGAAGCCGCGGCGGGGGCUGGGCCGGGCGCUGGGCCCGCAGGGGGACGGCCCGGCCCGCAGGACCCCCGCCAAGCUGGCCAUGAGGCGCAGCCUGCGCGGGCAGAAGAAGCUCAGCCCGGGGCUCUUCCAGCCGCCCAGGAAAGCCGUGUGCGUGUGCUGAGCAUCCAGAGGAACCCCUGGGAUCCGCAAAGCGCGGCGCUCUCGCUGUUUUUUUAAAAAAGUAGGAACUUUUUUUGGUAUCCGACAGCUUUAUCCACACCCCUCCCUCCCCCCCGGCCUCGUACUUGCUUGUAUUAUAACUGUGAAUUUUGUAGAUGUGUAGGGUAAAAGUCACUGUAAAAUGUGUGUAAAUUUGUAUUCCUUCAUAUAAAUGUAGUCUCUCUCUCUCUCCUUCCUUGUAUAAUUGUUUUAAAACCUUGUUUUAAAAAAAGGAAAAACCAAACACAAAAAGUUAAAAUAAUCCUUUUUGUUAACUUACUAAAAGUCAUCGAUUUGUAUACGCUUCUUGUGAGGAGAAUUUCACAACUUUUUAACUAAAGUAAAUUAUUAAACAGAACGGGAGAUAUGUAUUUUCGUAGUCCAAUAUGUUCCACCUAAGGUGUGUCUUUUAGAGAAUACACUAGGUCUAUAUUUUGGUUUUAAAUUUUAGAUUUCUCUACUCAGAAAUGAAAUGUAUGUGGAAGCAGAGAUUUGGGUCUUGCUUUACACACCUCCAUGUCGAUUUUCUGUUCAUUAAAAUACUAUGCAGUAUCUUACUUAGUUGUAUUUUUUGUAACAAUGAUUGUCAAAAGUAUUUAGCAAAAAAAAAAAGUGUGUUUUAAAAACUCCCAACUCCCCAGAGCAUCUCCAGCAAAGCCAUUCCCACUCCCUGUUCCAAAUGAUGGCAUUUUAUCCAGGCACAACUGCCCUUUGGAGACGUGUUUUCUGGUAUUCCAAUACUGAUGGUGCUGCUAAUACCUUUCAACACAACUUCUUAAAUUAUUUUAUGACUCUUUUCAUUGCCUCUGUGGACCAUGUGUAUGUUCACCUCAAUAAAACACAUGAAAAUCUGA
Molecule: messenger RNA, 2798 nt
Organism: Myiozetetes cayanensis
Lineage: Eukaryota; Metazoa; Chordata; Aves; Passeriformes; Tyrannidae
Gene: PPM1D
Product: protein phosphatase, Mg2+/Mn2+ dependent 1D
Exons: 6
Coding region: 155-1906 (583 amino acids)
Biological process (GO): protein dephosphorylation
Cellular component (GO): cytosol; nucleus
Molecular function (GO): cation binding; protein serine/threonine phosphatase activity; mitogen-activated protein kinase binding
Source: RefSeq, a predicted model, not a curated record